UUACACCUUUUAUCUGGUUCAAUGAAAACAGUUAGUUUGAACUAUCAUGGAUAAAAUGAAAAGCGCAGAAAAAAAAAUAAAACUAAUUGUCUUUUCACACAAUACAUGGACUUGUUUACUAUUUAUUGAAUAUAAUCAGUAAUACCGAUAACGCGUUUAGAGCGCAAUCUUCUGCAUUUCAAUAAUUAUGGUGUCCUGAUAGUAAGCUCCGAGCGAUCAUGAAAUUUAAUAAAAUCGACUCGAUCAAUAUUGACACAUACUUGCAAGAUAAGGAAAGUGGCAAGAAAGUCGGAUCCGAGACUCGUGCUUAAAAAGUAAUGGCAAGCAACGGAGUCUCGGUAGUCGGCACAGUGCAGAGAGAGGGUAUACAGAGAUGCGGUGUUGUUGUCGCCGCGGCUUUUGCAAAACCUCUUACGCAUACACGCCCAUGUUGUACGCGAAUCGAGGUAUGAAUAAAAGUAUCCCCAUUCACGAGACUAGAGCGUGCUCGCGCUCCUCGCUCUCUGCAGCUUUCGAGCGCACUAGCGACUGCUGCGAAUGCGACGACUACCUACUUGAUCUAUACGUAUUUAGCUCGCAAAAACAUCUGUGCGCGCUUGUGCGAGUCGGUGCGCUUUAAAGAAGAGACGCAGUAUUAGUAAAAGCUGCGUACGACUCGGUUGCACUUGCGACCGAGAGUGCAGUGUGACAGUUGAGCUCCAAAGCCAAAGACGCGGCUGGGGGCCUCGAAAGCUGGGCCACUGUAACAGUCUCGUCGCAAACAUCGCUACGUAUUUACGUGCAGUUCGAGCUGACCGCGGCCGAGCACUGAGCUUCGCAGUCCGCAUCGUCGGACAAAACAACCCAGCACGGCGCAUUACCGCUACUCCGAUUUAUCGUGUAGUCUGGACUCGGGGGUCGGGCCUUGGCUCGACUAACUCGCCUACAAAACAACUACGUAUAUAUAGUGCUACACAUAUAUAUACAUUCGUACAUGCCUAUUCUAGCCGUGAGCGUCGUCUCUAGUCAGUUUGUCAUUGUGUUGAGUGCGCAAACUGUGUGUCGGUAUACGUACUCGAACAUAAAUACACACGCAUACAGGCAUACAAGCUGAGAUUCGACGCCUGCGCAAAGGUUGUUUACAACUGCGAAGCUGCUUUUUCAGCGUAGGUAUAAUAGCAGCGUACAUACACACGUAUAUAUGCACUCUCUGCUCUCUGUGUACUGUGUACUGAGUACCUAGUGUGCAUCGUAGUCAGCGUUGUACACACGACCUUUCCAAGAUGGACACACAAAAACGUAAUAUAGGCGCCUUUCCGUGACCCGACCAGAGAUAUCGUCAGCUCGUCAGUGUUCCGCAUGUGAUCUCGACUGCGAGCGCGGGGACUCGAGACAUUAUUUGUGGCGACGCGUCGGAGCAGCCUCCAGGGCUGCGGCCAGCUGUGAACGGCAGAUCAGCAACAACAACACCAGCAGCUCCUGGAACAGAGCCAACGGCUCUCGACCCAGCCCAACGACGCUACUGCUCCGUUGUCCGUGAUCCGUAUAAGCGACGGCCCUCGCUGAUUAGUGAGUCUGUUACGCGCCUAUCGCUAUUCUUUCACUGUUACGCUGCUACGAGAACAAAAUUACAACGUAUUUUCGACGUAUCUAUUUCCGAUAAGUAUCUUCGAAUAGAGUCGCGAGACCAUUCUAAGACCCGGAGCUUCGCGCUUGCUUUUGGCUGACGUCGGCACCGGCUGGAGUCGGCUCUACGGGCCCGUUUGUCGUCGUUAAAACUCGAAUUUGCAGCGUGUGCAUUCACCAAACUGACAACUGCAACCAAGUGACAGCGCAAGCUGCUGUAAACUCGCUACGUGUUGCAUCUGAGGACCACCACUACACGCAACCAACGACGCAUCGCAAAUUUUGCCACCGUUGACGUGGCCCUUAUCUGCAAGACAUGCGAGUCAGACCUCUUAUUGGCUCUUGAAGCCACUCUCUCGUCCUCAUGCAUGUUCUUAAAGCAGCAGUUACAAGGUCAUUUAAAGCUACUUCAUCGCAAACUUCCACUUUUCCAAAAUUGCUGGCUUAUACAGUUCAAUUAGGACGAACGCACCAAUCGUGCUCGUUCGUCCUCAUGUUCAAAGUAAUCUAAACGCAACACCUUCCAUCAUGUUUUCUACCAGUCCCAUGUGCCAGUCUUCUGGUGAUAUCGUUCUUGAGGGACACCUUAAAAAAUUAAAAACUCUUAAAAAGAAAUAUUUUGUUCUUCGAAAUGAAUCUGUUGGGCACCCAGCCUGCCUUGAGUACUAUGAUAGCAAAAAGAAAUUUGAAACUAAGUGCCCUCCCAAGCGCAGCAUCACUGUAAAAAGCUGCUUCAAUAUCAAUAAGCGCUGGGAUACCAAACACAAGUUUGUCAUUGCAUUGUAUACCAAAGAUGAUUGCUUUUGUCUUGUUCUCGAAAGUCAGAAAGAACUUGAUUUAUGGUUGUAUCAACUACUCAGAAUACAAAAUGGUAAUGUUGUAGAUGGAGAACCACCUAAACCAAUAUUUGCUCAUGUUUGGACAGUUCAUUUACAAAAUAAAGGUCUUGGUGAUAAAUUAGGUGGAGCUGGAUACUUUAGACUUUGUCUCACUAAAGAAGCUGUUAUUUUAAAAGAAGUUAAGAAGGAAAAUACCCUGGAAUUUCCUGUAAGUACUCUAUUCUAUUUAAAACAAAUAAGAAGAUGUGGUUGCAUGGGUAAAGUAUUCUACUUAGAAGUUGGACGUUCUGCUGUUACUGGCGGUGGAGAAAUUUGGAUGGAAACUGAAGACUUUAAUAUAUGUAAAGCUAUGCAUUCUACUGUUAGCGCUAUGAUGUAUGAACAAAUAGAAUCGGAAGAAGGUCCUAAACAAAGAAUGAGAAGUUCAUCUGCUAAUGAAGCAAGCAAACCAAUAUCAGUACUUCAAAGAAGACAUACCACACAGAAACUGCAAAACUCAUCACCUGUGGAAGAAAAGAAGGAAUACAAGGAUCAAGUGGAAAUUGUCCAAGACCAGAUCAUUACUGCAUUUGCCUCUUCUGAGUGCAGUCCAUCUCAAACCACUUCUUCUCCCAAUACAUAUAUGGGUGAGCCAGUGGCGCGCGACAGGUGCGACAGCUUGCCCUCGAGAGGUCACGGGACGACGAGCGGCGAGGGCCAAAGCGCCGACAGUACGACCAACAAGAGCGGCAACUUCAUCACGACGGUGAUAGCCGGACACGAGCGCAGCAACAGCACCAUCUCUACGCUGGUGGGCGGCAGCUCGGGCGCGGGCUCCUCGACGGCGACGACGACGGCUAGCAGCAGGCCGCUUUCCACGCACACGAAGCUCAUGUCCGGCUCGCCGCCCGUCGUCGGCUCCCUACCUCUGAGCACCGUGUCGGCCGCUUGCUCGACCGACUCCACUGGCUCGUCGCUCUCGAUGGACGAGGCCUCCUGCGAGCAGGCCAUGGACGUCGUCGGUGCUCAUCAUCCCAGCAAGUACGGUCACUCCUUGACACCCGACGAGCCGGCCAUACUCGAGGAAAUGGGCGACGACUACGUGCCCUGGUCACAAGCCAGUAGCCAGCCGCACAAAUAUUCUUCUAGUUUCAAAUCUUGCUCGCCAUCGCAACAAAGUUCCUACGUCGAGAUGUUCAGCCCGAGCGGCUCGAGUCCCGGCCAGAGCGUGUACAUGCCCAUGAGCCCGGCGACGGGUGGACACUCGCACUCGCGAACCUCUUCCUUGGUCGACGACUCGCACGAAGGAUACGUACCGAUGGCACCUCUCGGCGACACGAGUUACGUCGACAUGGAUCCCAUCGGUGCUCAUCACCGUGCGAACGGCCACUUCUCAGACGACGGCAGCAGUGGCUCCGUGACCUCGGGAACGCCCAGCACCGACUUGCGCUUCGCCGAGUAUCACCUGGAAAAGGUGCCGAGCUUUCUAUCGCCUAUCGACGACACGCAGGAGGAGUCUAGGCCGACGAGAGCUUACUCCGUUGGAUCGAGGCCGGAGCCUGCCAAUCGGCAUCGCAAGAACAGUUUUCCGCAAAACAGAUUCGAGAUAGCCCAGCAAGAGUCGAUGAGGGUGCGCGCCUUUUCGGUAGGAAGUCGCGCCAGAAAACCAGAAAUUGCUCGCUUGAAUGUUGUCACGGCCCCGCUUAUGCCUGGAAUUGAGAACACUCAGAACAUUACGAGCAAAUCCAACUCUGCUCCACUUUUAUCCAAUUCUUGGGGACAUAGCGCGGUCUACCCAGCCUCUGCCGACCGCAUGGAGGACCUCAUGGAGAUGGACUUUAGUCGACCGAAGGGUGGACCAAUGCAUCCACCGACUCUGUCUUCGUCUUUUUCACAGUCGCACUCGCAAGCGUACCCAACUGCCACUAGUGCCGGUUCCUACAUCGACAUGUCUCCUGGACAACCACCAAAAUCAAUCACUGCCUCGUAUGUCAGUAUGAACGGCGCAUCUAAGAUGAAUCGGACAAACAAUAAUAACAUGAGCGUCAGCAAAAACAAUAAUGUCAACAACAACAACAAUUUUGCCACUGCCAACCAUAAUCAAAACCAGAGUCAUUCAAUGGGCAUAGUUACAAAUCACAAGCCAUUGAUAACACAGGCAUCAACAGUUUUAAAGCCUGUUAAGGAAUCAGAGUCACCGAAUAUGCAAAUGGAAAGUGCUCCUGAAAGCUGGUCUCAGUCCAAACCGAGUCCUGAUCAAAUAUCAUCAUUUAGUCAGUACGAUUAUAUGGAUAUGAAUGGACCACCUGGUGGUAUGAGAACGGCCCCAGUAGACUUACCGCAACCUCGACGAGCACCCGAUGGUUACGUUGAAAUGAAUUUCAAAGGAAAGUCGGACAAAGAUCAAGAUUACAUGAACAUGAGUGCAAACAAAAAUAAGCAUAACCAGAAUCAAUAUGGAAACCGCAAGAAAAAAUGUUCUUUGCCAAUUGCCAUUAAAUCAGCUGGCAAAUCGAUGAGCACAGCCAAUUUUCAUCUGCCCUUGUCAAAUAGCAGUCCAAUUGAGACAAUGUCUACCCUCACACCUGUUUCGACUCCCGAAAUUACACCUACUAGCUCAUCUGCCACGAUAUCUCCUCUCAUUCCUAACAGUUCUUUGAUUCCUGAGGAUAAACUUGAAAAUGUAACGAAACAGAGAAAUACGUCCAGUAGCAAUACCAAUGCUACUUCAGACACUGUUGUUGUUAUUCCUUCUUCACAAAGCAGAAAAAUUUCGGCACCAAGCCCGUUACCGGGUGUCGAUGGUUGCCCAAUAUCGAAAAAAAUGCACGAUGACUUUUGCACCACAACCACGUCAUUCACAAGGCCAAUUGUCGUUACUCGAAAGCUCGAGUAUCAAGCUACUCUGCCAGCUUGUAGCACUUCAAAUAAACCCGUCAGCCCAGUUGCUAAAGAGCCUCUGCGAACAACUGCGAAUCAAUCGAUUACGUCAAAAGAGCUUACUACUUUUACAUUGAACCCGAUUACAAAAAGAUUGUCAGACUUGACUGUAUCGAAGCCACAUUUAGUUACAGCCUCGAUGACCCCAACAGCUUCAGGAUUCAAACCUGUACAACCUGUAAAACCCACUUCACCUAAAAUUGUUGAAGAUUCAUCCAAGAUCAAUCCGACCCCAGUUACGACUCCAACACCUUGUCCUGUGGACAAUGAAGGCUACGAAAAAUUGCAACCAGGUGCAAUAUUAUUGCAUUAUGCCAAGCUUGAUUUGCCAGAGGUAUCUAGUGCACCUCCAGUUUCGCCUUCUCCUGCUCAAGAAGGAUUCACCUAUGCAGAAAUUGAUUUUGCUAAACUCAAACCACUUUAGACUAAUUCAUUACAUGUUUUAUGCCAACGCAUCUUCAUACGCUGCAGUCAUAUGAAAGACAUUUAAUUUGUAAAGAGAUACCGCCAAAAAAUUGAUACAUUAUGGUGUUGAAAUCUUUCCGAUAAUUUUGUUGCAGUAAACAAUUUAUCAGAAAUGAUUGCUACACCUUGUAAAUAGGAAAAUGAUGUAUGUAAUUUCAAAAAUUCAAAUAAUCAUGUAUACAUACAAAAACGAUUAAU
Trichogramma pretiosum is the source of this 6026-nucleotide messenger RNA. It is a transcript of the gene chico, whose product is annotated as insulin receptor substrate 1-B. NCBI's taxonomy places the organism in Eukaryota, Metazoa, Arthropoda, Insecta, Hymenoptera, Trichogrammatidae. The coding region runs from base 2134 to 5787 and encodes 1217 amino acids. Gene Ontology annotation, molecular function: phosphatidylinositol 3-kinase binding; insulin receptor binding. The record is from RefSeq and is a predicted model, not a curated record. The transcript has 9 exons. Gene Ontology annotation, biological process: insulin receptor signaling pathway. Gene Ontology annotation, cellular component: plasma membrane; cytosol.